CUACAACCAUGUAGCAUAAUGAAGCCAUCUUCAUUCUUUAGGAAAUAAGAAAAAGGAACUAAUCAUCUUCCACCUAAAACAAUGGCAGUAUUACCAAUUCUGCACCUUACCCUUUUGCCAUUAAUCAUCUAUCAAGCCACCUUCUUUGCCUCAGCUGCAGUAGUUGAUCCCACACUAGGGUUCACUCUUGUUUCGUUAGAUAACUCAAACCUUGUUAUUCAAAAGCCUUACAAUGUUCCAGUAAACCAGCGUUACAACUUCACAAAUGGUGUGCACCAAUUUUGGAUAUACCCUACAGACAAGUCUUUCAAGAUUGACAGCAAUACACAACCACGGACUGAGAUUCGUAUUAGUAAACACGAAUAUACAUCUGGUAUAUGGCAAUUUGAAGGGUAUGGUUACGUUCCAAGUGGCACAAGCGGAGUGUGUAUUAUGCAAGUGUUUGGUGGAAGUUCUUCCGCGACAACCUCACAACUUAGGGUUUACGAUGGUUCAUUAACUUAUUACAAGUCUCCUCAUGUUCUGUCUCAGAAUAUCUAUAACAGGUGGUUUAGGGUGAACGCGAUUCAUGAUGUGGAUGCUAACAAUGUUAAGAUUUAUAUUGACGGGGUUCUCAAGCGUGAUGGAGUUGGUAGUGGAGCUGGCACUCACUACUUCAAGUUUGGGGUUUAUGCACAGAAUGAUUCUUCCAACUGCAUGGAAUCUCGUUGGAAGGAUAUUAAAGUUUUUAAAAAGUAGAGUGCAUUUCUGUUUAGUUUUCGGUGUAAAACUAUUUUACACUGGCAGUGCAUCUCCAUUAAACUCUUAGUAAAGACCGUCAUGAACAUUCAUUCUUUUGAAGGUUGGAAUUUCAAAUAUUAAUGCUCAUGUAUAUCAGUUGCUUUCAACUCAAGAAAGCUUUUCAUUUAUGUUCUAUUAAAUCCUAUGUUAACAAGUUUCUGUUCUGCUAUGAUGAUUCAUGUGUAUGAGACUGUACAAUGUAACUUGAUAAUUGCAAAGGGACAAACUUAUUAAUA
Messenger RNA from Trifolium pratense (red clover), 1016 nucleotides. Its product is annotated as citrate-binding protein-like. Lineage: Eukaryota; Viridiplantae; Streptophyta; Magnoliopsida; Fabales; Fabaceae. The transcript is spliced from 2 exons. Bases 82 to 738 code for a protein of 218 amino acids. The record is from RefSeq and is a predicted model, not a curated record.